This is a messenger RNA of Lactuca saligna, 2150 nucleotides long. Lineage: Eukaryota; Viridiplantae; Streptophyta; Magnoliopsida; Asterales; Asteraceae. The record is from the annotation of a GenBank genome assembly.
AUUUCUUGAUCAUAAACCCUCCCUUUUCUUUCUUGAAACACGAUUGAAAUCGACUUUCUCACCUCAUCGCCUCUGCAAAUCGGGGAAGACGUAGAGCAGCCGAGAGUACAAGAGGACGAGGGAAACGCCGGUCCCGCCGGAACCUUGCUGAGAUAGUUCUCUAUUGGUCUCCGGAAUGUUAGAGAUGAUUAAAGUGCUGAAAGUUAGAUGAUUUACGCGAUCUUGAUGUUGUAAUUCAAAUUCUGUAACAAUAAAAAAUAUCGGGUUUCUUCCCGCUAACUAGUGGAAUUGAGUUUGAACUCUUCUUGUUCCGUGGAAGGAUUUCUAUUAGCUUCCAUGGAAUGAUUUUAGGUAGGUGAUGGCGAUUGCUAUGUAUCCUGUUAGCUAGAGAAAACUCCAGAUUAAUUGGAAGAUAUCACAGGGGACACAAAUGGCAACUAUGAUGUCCAGUGAUCUGAUGCAUUCUAGAAUGCAUGAAGGUGGACCCCACAAACAGUGUGAUAAUAAGGUGGAGGAAAAUGGUGGUCGCUGGUAUUUUUCUAGGAAAGAAAUAGAAGAAAACUCACCAUCAAGAUCAGAUGGAAUUGAUUUGAAGAAGGAGACUUAUCUUCGCAAAUCUUAUUGCACAUUUCUGCAGGAUUUGGGUAUGAGGCUUCAAGUGCCCCAAGUAACUAUUGCCACAGCCAUUAUCUUUUGUCAUCGUUUCUUCCUUCACCAGUCUCAUGCGAAGAAUGACAGGAGGACAAUUGCAACAGUCUGCAUGUUUCUUGCAGGAAAAGUUGAAGAAACUCCUCAUCCUCUAAGAGAUGUUAUCCUUGUCUCCUAUGAAAUCAAUCACAAAAAAGACCCUGAAGCACUUCAAAGAAUCAAACAAAAGGAGGUGUAUGAAGAAGAAAAGGAAAUAAUAUUAAUAGGAGAACGUGUAGUUCUUGCAACACUUGCUUUUGACUUCAAUGUGCAUCAUCCAUAUAAGCCACUUGUGGAGGCAAUAAAGAAGUUUAAAGUUUCCCAACAGGCCCUUGCACAGGUGGCAUGGAAUUUUGUCAAUGAUGGGCUUAGGACAUCCCUGUGCUUGCAAUUUAAGCCCCACCACAUUGCAGCAGGGGCUAUUUUUCUUGCUGCUAAGUUUCUUAAAGUCAAAUUGCCUUCAGAUGGUGAUAAGGUUUGGUGGCAGGAGUUCAAUGUUACUCCACGUCAGCUUGAAGAAGUAAGUAACCAAAUGCUAGAACUAUACGAACAAAAUCGGGUCCCACCUUCCCAAACUAGUGAAGUCCUUGACGGAAGUACAGGUGGCGGUGGUGGUGGUGGAGUUACUCCAAAUGCACAUGAAGAACACAACACAAAUGACAGCAACUCUCAUGUGGGCCCCACCACCACUUCCAAAACCGAUCAUCCAAGAACAUCCUUGAAUCAAAGCAAUGACGAUGGAAGUACCGAUCAUAAUAAAGACAUCGAUUCCGAUGUCGAAAACGACGAUCGGAAUCACGAAUCCGAUCAAAACCCGGAAUGUAGAUUCCGGUCGCCUAAGGAAGCGGGGAAAAAGAUCGAUAAAGAUAAAGUCAGGGCGGCUUUUGAGAAACGAAGGAAAGAACGCGGCGGUGAUGUGAAUCGGAGGGCGGAAUCCAUGGAUGAUGAUGAUUUGAUCGAGAGGGAAUUGGAAGAUGGAAUAGAAUUGGAUGGGGAAUCUAAGACAAAGAAACGGAAUCGGAAUUGGUGUGAUGAGGUUGAGGAUUUUGAGGCGGUGGAGGAAGGGGAGGUGGGGGUGUUGGAUGAUGAUGAUGGUGGUGAUAGGCGGCAUAGGGUGCCGGAGAGUGGCCGGAAAAGAAAGGGCGGUGGGAGUGGGACCCCACCACCGGACAAACGGAGAAGAAACUAGAAGGGUGUUUAGGUAAAGGUAAUUAUGUUUAUGUUUAUUUGGUUUUUUUGUUUGUUUGUAUUUAAAUUAGAAUGUGGUAUUUAUAAGUUUUGGUUUUGUGUAUGGUUUUUUUGGUAAUGGGGAAUGGUAUCUUUUAAUUAUGAAAUAUAAUUUAUAUCUUCCCGUUUCAUCAUCUCAUAGUCAUAAUAGUAAAGGUUGUUCAUAUUGGUACCUUAUGGUGAUGUAUGCAUUUGUAUCAUUGUUUGCAUUUAUCUGAAAGAUUCAAAGAUUUGAG